AGAGAAGGACAGAAUUAUUGCGCCGACAGAGACAUGAAAUGUCAGCGAGAAACCAAGUAGCAGUGAAUGCGCGCGCUGCCAUAAAUCGCCAUCUUGUGCACCACAUGACCUCGUUGCUGUGUCCCGUGACCAGCUCACGUGAAUUUUGACAAAUUCAAACGUUUUUUGAUAUCAAAAAAUGGAUAUUUUGGAGCAACACCUUGACCAACAGGAUGUCAGUCACCUCAAGGUCACCAUGCUAUUGCCUACAGUGCGCAUUUAAUUCCAAACAGACUGAAGUUUUCCUUGUUUUUAUAAUGAGAUUACGACGGCAUUGAUGACAAUCAAUAACACAAACGUUUGUUGCGGUGGAGUAGUAACAAAGGCUGAGGAUAGCGCGGGUAUAGUCAUCGAGGAAGCUGAAAUUGUUGACUGCGAUGGAGUUGAAAAAAAGAUUCAUAAUGUCAGUGACAUAUGUUUCAUCGCUGAUGAAGCAUUGGAUCCCCUUGCAGGUGAUACUGUAGACACUGAAGAUGGAAUACGUUAUCAGGAGGCACUGGCUUAUCGAGUUGUGCAGGUCAAUGGCAAUUCCGUUGCCAACGAAAUCGAGCUGCCAGUUGCUCAGCAAGGAAAUGGAGCUGUACAAGUGUUAACAUCGCCGAUUAAUGGACAGUUUUACGUGAUCGGGAAUGCCAAUGACGUUUUUUCAACAGCACAAGGUACGAGAUCACUUACCCCGAGGAAUAUGCAAAUUGACACCCCGAGAACUGCUACACCAGGCUUGAAGAAGAGAGAUGAUCGAAGAAGAGCAACUCACAACGAGGUUGAACGUCGUCGUCGAGAUAAAAUCAAUAAUUGGAUAGCUAAAUUGGGAAAAAUUAUUCCAGAAUGUAACACGCAUACCAAUGGAAAUGGUAAUGGAAAUAGCAGUGGAGAGGGAAAGGUGAAUUAUGAAACCCAGAGCAAAGGAGGAAUCCUAGCGAAAGCCUGUGAGUACAUAACCGAACUCCGGAACGCCAAUCAAGGAUUAUCCCAAUGUCUAAAGGAGAACGAGAAGCUUCGUCAGGAAGUGACCGCCCUAAAACAAGUAUUGACCCAACUAAAACGUGAAAAUGCACAACUGAGAUCUGGUGGGUUGACAAACACUCAGUUGGACCCUUAAUCCGUCUCUCAAUACUCUCAAGCCACUGUAAAUACCGUCAACCAUUUAGAGACACUAUCUCUACUAGGAAAAGAAAAAAGGAAGAAUGGCAACCAAAAUGUGAGAAAAAUUUUUUCGACUCGAAUUUUUUUUGAUUGGUUCAAAAGAUCCACGUGGACACGGCAUCCUGUCCCUUCGAUCAGACACUAGAGUACAUCGGUUUAGGCAAAAGGCUGUGAAUGACGAAUGCCAAUUGAUUGUAGCUCCCUCGAAGUGGACGGGUUUUUUUUGCUUCUUAAAGAAAUUAUUUUCGUUUUGCUUCAUCAUCUCAAAGAUCGAAAGAAAUCAGUUUAAAAAUUCUAAUCGGAGAAUUUAUAGUUCUGUUUAAAUGGUUAGUCCUCUGGUUGCGUGCGCCAGUUGGUAAAUAAAGUUGAAAAAACCAUCGAUCGAUUAAUUGUGAAUGAACAUUGUAAUAUAUCGUUAAUGUAUAUACCGGGGUUAUUGUUAUAUUAUUAUUAAAACAAAAUUUAAAAAGUAAGAGAAUCUACGGUUGAUUUUUCUUCGCCUAAUUUCUUGCAUUAGAAUUAAAUAAUGAGAAUUGUUGAUGCAAAUUAAUUUUGUAAAAUAAAAAACCAAAGCCACUGGAAUUUUGUGCACA
Diachasmimorpha longicaudata is the source of this 1778-nucleotide messenger RNA. Its product is annotated as upstream stimulatory factor 2. The transcript has 6 exons. The coding region runs from base 317 to 1141 and encodes 274 amino acids. NCBI's taxonomy places the organism in Eukaryota, Metazoa, Arthropoda, Insecta, Hymenoptera, Braconidae. Gene Ontology annotation, biological process: regulation of transcription by RNA polymerase II. The record is from RefSeq and is a predicted model, not a curated record. Gene Ontology annotation, molecular function: RNA polymerase II cis-regulatory region sequence-specific DNA binding; protein dimerization activity; DNA-binding transcription factor activity, RNA polymerase II-specific.